UCGUUCGAAACCGUCGCAUGCAUGUCGCAAGUUGACGUCACUUGCUGCCUAUAAACUGCGAAACAGGCGUGGGGAGACUAUUGAAUUGAAAUACAUGUUAUUGGAUUUUUGUUCAUCAAAGUCAAACAUCAAGCAAAAAUAAUAGACUUGUCUAGGUAGAGAAGAACACAGUAAACGCGACCAACGAGGAUGUUUAAGAAAUUUGAUGAGAAGGAAAAUGUUUCCAACUGUAUUCAGCUGAAGACCUCUGUAAUCAAAGGCAUCAAAAACCAGCUGUUGGACCAGUUUCCAGACAUUGAGUCAUGGCUCAACCAUAUCAUGCCAAAAAAGGACCCUGUCAAAAUAGUGCGAUGCCAUGAACACAUUGAAAUCUUGACGGUGAAUGGAGAAUUGCUCUUCUUCAGACAAAGAGAAGGACCGUUCUACCCAACCCUCCGACUGCUGCAUAAGUGUAAGACCUCUGCUCUUUUUGAUGUGCAGGUGUCUGAUGAAUUGCUGUGUUGCAGUGUACUGUUCAGUAAGUUUCUCUGUUCAUAUUUUACAGACCCCUUUAUUCUUCCACACCAACAAGUAGACAAAGGGGCCAUCAAGUUUGUCUUAAGUGGAGCCAAUAUCAUGUGUCCUGGAUUGACGUCCCCAGGCGCCAAACUCUACCCCUCUGCCUCAGAAACAGUAGUUGCCAUAAUGGCGGAGGGCAAGCAACAUGCCCUUUGUGUCGGAGUCAUGAAGAUGUCUGCAGAAGACAUAGAGAAAGUCAACAAGGGAGUAGGAGUUGAAACUGUUCACUAUCUUAAUGAUGGACUGUGGCACAUGAAGACGUAUAAGUGAGAUGUCUUCACCAACCCCCCUGGACAACGUGAAGCUCUUGACAGUGAGGCUGCCAGUCAAUUGUUUACACCAAUGGACUUAGCUGUGUAACUAGCUGGAGGCUUUGAACCAAUCCCCAAUUAAUGCACAAAUAAAAACCUGCAUUCAAUAUA
Messenger RNA from Oncorhynchus kisutch (coho salmon), 980 nucleotides. RefSeq names its product MCTS1 re-initiation and release factor (gene mcts1). The transcript is spliced from 5 exons. Gene Ontology annotation, biological process: formation of translation preinitiation complex. The coding region runs from base 190 to 828 and encodes 212 amino acids. Lineage: Eukaryota; Metazoa; Chordata; Actinopteri; Salmoniformes; Salmonidae. The record is from RefSeq and is a predicted model, not a curated record. Gene Ontology annotation, molecular function: RNA binding.